Maniola jurtina (meadow brown) is the source of this 896-nucleotide messenger RNA. It is a transcript of the gene mRpL24, whose product is annotated as probable 39S ribosomal protein L24, mitochondrial. Gene Ontology annotation, biological process: translation. The coding region runs from base 72 to 833 and encodes 253 amino acids. Gene Ontology annotation, cellular component: mitochondrion; ribosome. Lineage: Eukaryota; Metazoa; Arthropoda; Insecta; Lepidoptera; Nymphalidae. The transcript is spliced from 6 exons. The record is from RefSeq and is a predicted model, not a curated record. Gene Ontology annotation, molecular function: structural constituent of ribosome; RNA binding.
UUUUUUUUAAUUAAAAAAACAACAAAAUCGUUUGACGUUUUCAUUGUUGAUUUUUUUGUUAAAAAUAAAAUAUGCGAAUAUACAAUUUUCUGUGCAAGAAAGUGGGCGAAUUGACAGUAAAAUAUUCCAACCUUCCAGAAUCAUACAUCAAAAGAAGUUAUGAACAGGUCUAUUGGAGGAAUCCUAAGGGCUAUCCACAGUACCCGGCAGCGCAGAUAGCUCGGAAGAAGUAUCGUUUCACUACGAAUAGACCAUGGACUAUGCAGUUCGCGCGGCAGAAUGAACGUACUACACAGAGGAAAAAAGUGUUCCUUGAACCUAUAGGAGAAUGGAUGAUUUUCAAAGGUGACAGAGUGGAGAUACUGGUGGGCAAGGAUAAAGGCAAGCAAGGCAUCGUCUCGCAAGUCAUUCAGGAGAGAAACUGGGUCUUUGUGGAGGGACUAAACACACAUUUACGCAUUGUGGGUAAAGACAAAGAGUUUCCUGGUGUCACAAUUCAGUCAGAAGCACCCCUGUUGGUUACUACGGGAGUGAAGCUAGUUGAUCCGGAGACGUUGAAGGCCACUGAGGCUGAGUGGAGGUACACAGAGGAUGGAGAAAAGGUGCGGGUGUCAAUCAGUAGCAGUCGCAUCAUACCAAUCCCCAAAGCAGCCCAGGAGACCAUGGACUACAAGAGCAAAGAGCUGUACAUAGAGAAUGUUGAUAAGGACACCACUGCUGCCAUCGCUAACAAGAUCACAUUCGAUCCUAAGCUACGUACAUUUGAAAUGGACAUCAUGGAAUCAAUGGGCAUCGAAGAAGACAGAGUACCCGCCAAGUCCUACUGGUACUAACAUAAUACUAUUUGUUACAUAUAAGAAUAGGUUUUAAAUGUUAAUAAAUUAUAUUAGUGAAUU